CGCGCCGCCCACCAGGAAUGCGCAUAAAAGACGACAGACUAAGCGAAUGUAGCUACUUAGUUACACGAAUGCAAUGGACAGAAGAAGAGUGUUGCUACUGGUUUUCCUGACAGUCUCUGGGACUGCACUGCUGCUGGGAGAUGAAGUAUCAGCUAAUGCCACCCAGAACUGCUAUGCCAGUUCCUCAGCUACUACAUCGUGCCUGGUAAACUACGAGUCUUCUCUCAUCCUGCACUGUCCCAACACGGCAACCAACUCAUCUUCACACGGUGAAUGGUGGAAACAGAAUCCAACCACCGGAAGGCCACAGGGAGUCUGCUACGACAGAAAUUGCACCCUCUACAAACCCCUUCAUAACGAAGACACUGCCGUCUACUUUUGUCAGAUGUCAGACAGGAAGUACUACGUCAAUGUCACUGUUUUGGCCCCACCGUCCAUAGUCUGCGACCCUGAGUUCUGCACCUGUUACGAAUCCAGCAAAACAUGUCGUCAACCACUCAUAACCAGGGUGUGGGACGAAGACAUCCAGCUCACUACAAACUUCAGUGGUCAAGGUCCACUGAGUGUGGUAUGGGAGCACAGAGGGAGGGUACUCAACUGCAGCACUGAGUCGAGUGACGACAUAAAAUGUACCAUCACCCGACGAAAGACAUCGACUUAUGAGUAUGAAACACUGACUCUGCCAGGACCACUGGAGACGGACUGGUACAACGGAACAUACAUUGCCAAUGUCUCCAAUCCAUACGGAUACAACCUGACAAAGCAGUAUGUGGAAAUCAUUUGCUCUACAGUUGAGCCACCAAAGUCAGCUGGUAACCAAACCACCUCUCUAACAAAGGGAGAGACUCGUCACGUGACACUCACCACCCGCGGCAGUCGACAGUUCUACAUGUGGGUCUGCUUCACCACAGACCCCAGCAUCGACAUGUGGAACAUCACACUCAACAGCUCCUGCGUUAAAUGCAAAGAGAAAUCGUGCGACUCCCACGGUAUACCCAAUCGUCCCCACUGGACAGUGGACAGAAGUGAAACUGGCUGUUCGGGGGAUUCCAUCAUUGAUCUGUCAGUACUAGUGAAAGACUUUAGUAAGAGAGACACUGGGAGACUGAUGCUGACGUGGUCUACUGAUUCCUCUGAGCAGGGACCUCAACAGCACCAAGUGUUGACUGUGACCUCGCUCCGCUACAAGGAGAGUUUGAGUGGGUAUGUGUAUGCGGGGAUAGGUGUGGGGGGAGGGUGUGUGGUGCUCGGGGUGAGUGUGGUGGCAGUGGUGAUCGGGAGGUUCUGGUACAAGAGAAAGAAAACUGCCGCCCAAAGAGCUCGCAGAAGGGCUGAGAGAAGACAUGCGGCUCGUAACGGUGGGGGCAGAGGAGAAGAUGAAGCUAGUGACAAUGAUAAUGACCGGCAGCACCUUGUCGGAGGAGGCGACAGAGGUUAUGGUGCUAUUCCAAGACAUGGACAUGGCAUUAACAGUGACACAGCACCUUCAGAAAUUGAAAAUGAAGUUGUGCUACAAACUGAUAGUGAAGGCACUACAAGAGACGUUUAGAAAUCACUUUUUCAUAGCUAGCACGUUUUGUGUAUGUGAAGCAGUCAGUAUACCUUUCAUAGUACACUCUGGAGUGAUGACAAAGAUGCAAGAAAAUAAUUUGGGCAACCAUAACAUUUAUAUAGUUCAUGUGCAUUGCUAGCCAUGAUUCAAUGUAUAGACACUAUAUGUGGGGUGUGUGGGUUAUUGCCGAGAGCUGAGAUAAUAGCAAACUCCAGGCCUAGAGGCACGGGUAUUAUUUGACACCAUUUUUUCUCGUCUUGUGCCUCAGACCAUGUGUUUUCACGACUGGUUUACUUCCAGCUAAGUUUCACUUUUUUGCAAGUGUGUUUUGGGAAUCAUAUAUAAUAGCUCAAAAAAUAAACAGGUUCAAAAAAUAGCUAUUGCUUUUAUUUGAAAAGUUCAACACUAUCGGUUGCUUCAGUCUCGGAGUGAAAAAGUUUUGAAGUGAAUCCCCCAACUACUACGAGGCAGUCUUCACCAAGAGCUGCUGCAAGACAAUCA
Geodia barretti is the source of this 2053-nucleotide messenger RNA. The record is from the annotation of a GenBank genome assembly. Lineage: Eukaryota; Metazoa; Porifera; Demospongiae; Tetractinellida; Geodiidae.